AAGCCCCGCCCCUCUCCCGGUACGUCGUGGGCGUGCCCCGUGCGUGCCGUGUCCCGUUCCCCGCCCGCCCGCCCCGUCUAUCCCCGGCGCGGCGGGUCCCGGUUCGCGGCGGCCGUGCGGGGAGGCGGCGGCGCGGGGCCGCCAUGGCGUGGCCCUGCAUCAGCCGCGCCUGCUGCAUCGCCCGCUUCUGGAGCCAGCUGGACAAGGCGGACAUCGCCGUCCCGCUCGUCUUCACCAAGUAUUCCGAGGCCACCGAGCAUCCCGCGGCGCGCCCCACCACCGCCGCCGCUGCUGCUGCCCCCAUCGACACCCAGCCCGGUGCCGAGGCUGCGGCUGGUGGUGCUGGUGGUGGGGAAGCGGCCCCCGGUGCGGCUCGGCCCGGCCCGGCCCCUCACGGCUCCCCUCCGGCUGACUCGGUGAUGCGGCACGAUUACAAGCCGUGGAAGGUGCAGCGGCCGGAGCCGAGCUGCAAACCCAAGAGCGAGUAUCAGCCCUCGGAUACGCCCUUCGAGAAGGAGACGCAGUACCAGAAGGAUUUCCGCGCUUGGCCCAUUCCCAAGCGGGGAGAUCAUCCCUGGAUCCCUAAACCGGGACCUUCCCCCGUGCUCGCCCUAGACCGCGGCUCCCCCGAGAAACCGGCUCAGGAGAAGCGGAGGAAGGUGCUGCCCGGAGCCGAGAGGAAGGAGGAGGAUGGUGAAGCGGAGGAUGAGCAUCCCAAAGCGGUGCGGGCCGGGGAUGGCAGGGAUAAGGCUCGGAAGAAGGUGGAGGAGACGGAGGUGGGCAGGGGCAGGGCUGCUGCUGAUGCCCUCAACAGGCAGAUCAAGGAGGAGGUGGCGGCGGGGGUCAGCUCGUCAUACAGAAACGAGUUCAGACCCUGGGUAGACGUCAAGCCUGUGAAAGCUAUAAAAGCGAAGCCCCAGUACAAGCCACCAGAGGAGAAAAUGACCCAUGAAACCAGUUACAGCGCUCAGUUCAAGGGGGAAACCAGUAAGCCUGCUCCAGCUGAUAACAAAUACCUGGAACGCCGAAGGAUACGCACUCUCUACAGUGAGCCCUAUAAAGAACCUCCAAAGGUGGAAAAGCCUAGCGUAAAGCCUUCCAAACCAAAAAAGACCACAACAAGCCAUAAACCCCUGAAAAAGGCCAAAGACAAGCAGAUUGCAUCUGGCCGGGCUGCCAAGAAAAAGAGCGCCGAGACCUCCAACACAGCAAAGCCAGAGGACAAGGAGAAAAGUAAAGAGAUGAACAAUAAACUGGCUGAGGCAAAAGAGUAAAUGUCACUGCACUUUCCUUUCUUUCUCAUUUUGGUUUCCUUUCUUUUCUUUCUUUCUUCUCCCCCUUUUUUUUUUCCUUUCUUUGAUUAAAUAAAGGCCACAAAAUUAAUUAGAGGCUUCUAAUCUGCUUUUUGUUCUGAUUGUAUUAGAAGCUGUUCUGUUUUAUUUCCAAGGAGGAUUAGGGAAUCCUUGUUUCUGAGGUCAGGUUGUUCUGCUUUGCCUGCACAACACGGCUCUGCACAGAGUGAGGGAUGUGGGAAUGCACAAGCGGGGUUGUAGGAUAUGAAGGUGAUGGAUCAACCAUGAUUGUGUCCAACCUUGGCUUGGUCCUUCAAUGCUUUGGUGGUGUGAAAGUGCCCAUUGAGCCAUGGAGGGGCUGUGCUCUCCUCCCAUGAGGUCCUUUUGGGGUUGGCCUUUAUUCGGUCAUCUCCCACUGGUGUCAGCAGGUGAAAGAUUUUGGAGACAGAGAGAGGAUCAGAGGGUCAUUUAUGGUGCUGUGGAUCUGCUGUAACUCCACUAGAGUCAGUGCUGUGGCCAAGAGAGACUUCCCCUGGUGACACUGGUGGGACUUUUGCUCCAAGAAGCAACAGGAAAGGAGAUCCAGUGCAGAUAAAGGGCCAAUCCCCCCCCUCCAGACUAGCUGGAGGUAGGUCUAGCUGCAUCAAGGCAGCUUCACCCAUCGACACCUCUUGAAGUCCUUGAUUUAAACUAAAAGGGAGUUGAGGAAAGGCACAGAGAGCAGUGAAGACUUCCCAAGCAUGUGGCAGGUCAGGUUAGGUUACCAAGCAGGCUGUUCUUCCCUAUUGCUUCCCCUAGGUUAUGGAUCUUUUCAGUUAUUCCUGGUUUGGUUUGAAUCUUGGUCUGCUUUCUUCACUUCUGGGGUGCCAGUAGACAGAGCUAGGUUUCAGAAAGAGGUUUAAGUUUGCAGAGGUGACCUUCCAAAGGGUAGGAAGAAAUGAGUCAAUAAGGUUGGCUAAGAGCUGUCAGCCCCCAUUGUGUUGACUCUGUGGAGUUCUUGUUGGCUUGUGAGCAUCCUAAGAGGGCCAUAAACCAGUUGCUGAGAUCCCUAGACUCCCUCCAGGCAAGAUCUCAGGGUUUCAAUCCUAUUUACUGUGCUCUUCCUCUAGGAAAUCCCCAUGCCCAGCAAGACCAGUUUGGAAGCUGUCAACACAGUGGGACCAUUUGUCAAUGAGUAUGAACUUGCAUCCCCAGAGUCUGGGUUGUUGAGUCAAUGGGAGCUGGAAGAGGUACAAUCCCAAUCCAAAUUUAUGUGCCUAACUUCUGGAUUGGGACCUAAAUACCUAUGGAUCAAUCUUGAUCCCACCAAAACGAGGUGUUGGAGUCUCCUUUAGUGGAGUAACUGCAAGUGAAGAUGAAGGGUUCUUCAUUUAUGCAGCUCAAUAUUUCUAUCCUAACAUAGAGUCCAGCUUGAAGCUUUCAGAGAACAGACAAUUGGGAAGAAGGAAGAGAGAGGUGGGAAUUAGGGUAGGAAGAUGGUGGUGAAGGAGUAAAGUAUCAGAACUGAGUUGUUGUAGAGGAGUUUGAAUGAGGGAAGUCUUUCUGCUAAGGUAUUGUAGAGAUGUGAAGCUAUCUAAAAGAAGAAGUGAUGGGCCAUGAGGGUGAGGAGUCCCAUUUUUGGUGUCUCACCCCCUUAGAAUUGGUUCUUUUGGAAACAUAAAGGAGUAGUGGGCUACAAGGCUGUGAGGAAGUUUCCAAAGAGGAGGAAAGCUCUGUGGUACACAGAUAGUGACAUUUGCUGGCCUUAGUAAUGAAUAAAUGCCAAGUUCAGUGUGUUGUGUGAUGUGUCCUGUUUGCCUUGCGCUAACGGCCUAAACCUUUGAGUAUAAAGUAAGUGUAGUGUUCUGAAUUCCGUGGUGUAUUUCCAAGCUUAGCUGUGUUAGAACUGUGUGCUAUGAGCUAGUCAGGUUGUGUAUGUGGAAAAAUAUAUAUUCAUAUCUAGAAAUAUAUAUAUUUAAAACCUCCGAUGUUUAGGAGGAAACCAGGGAAAUCCUCCAGGAAGUAAAACUGUGGAACUCUUUGCCAAUGUAGUGCAUUUUCUCUUGGAUGUGCAUGCUCCAUGGAGACGCUGACCUGUCCAUAUUGACCAUUGCUUUUCUGAGUGCUCAGAAGCCCCUGCAGCAAAGCUCUGCCUCCAGAGCAGCUCAAUGAAAGGCUUGUGGUUGAGCUGGGUGCUCUUCCCACCCCAUCACACAAGGGACAAGUGGCCAGAGAAGCCUGAGCUUCCAAGAUUUGGUGUGAUUCCUUGGCAUUUAGAUGCUUCAUGCGUCUUCACACUCCUCAGUAACGUCCUUUCAUGUCACAGGAUAUAGAAACAGCGUGAAGAUGACGUGUCACAGCAGACAGAACAUGUCAGGAAGGCAUGUAGACGGUUACCAAUAGCCCAACACACUGAUCUCACUGCACAUAAGGAAAGACCAUGCCAAAUAAUUCUCCCUGUUGGGUUUUUUGGCCCUAAGUUUCACAUUGAAAGAGACACCACACUUGCCACCACUUCACCUUAAAGUCAAUGAGAAUUUAGCCCUUGGCUUCAAGGGUAACCAUAUUUUGCCCAAGAAACAUCAUGAAUUGUUCAGGGUUGGAUGGGGCUUGGAGCAACGUGGUCUAGUGGAAGGUGUCCCUGCCCGUGGCAGGGGGUUGGAACUGGAUGAGCUUUAAGGUCCCUUCCAACACAAACCAUUCUAUGGUGAUGAUUCUUGAUUAAGAUGCUCAGACAGACCACCUAAUCCAAGCAUCUCUAUGCCUCUGGAUCAACUGCUUCUCAUCCAGGGCUUCAGGAUUGCUUCUUCUCAAUGAAGAGCAUCCAUCACUGUGUUGGAAUGAAACAUGCACAGUGAGUGAUCAGAAUAUGGCCUUAUGUUUCCUUAAUACAUGAAGGUUUUGGUGGCAUCUCACUACAAAGCUAGGUAUGAAGUAGUCUAAAUUCCAUUUAUAAUGAAGGAACUUCCAAGGGCCGUUGAGCUACCUAUUUUGGACACCUCUCUUUGGGUGGGAUGAAUGAUCCUUGGAAGCUUUCAAUCUUUGCAGAAAGAGCCUGGGAGACUGGUAGGACCCUCUCAGACAGCAACAACAUAGGGAUAUAUAACCUGGCCUUUGCUCCAUGUGCACCAAGUGCUCAGCAUACAUCCAAGCACAGUUUAGCGUUGCAUUGAAUGCCAGGAACUGCAGCAGAGCCAAGCCUCAGGGUGAAAUCCUGCAUUGCUCUUACCUUCCACAGACUUUAUACCCAUCCACUCAGGUUUAUCAGAAAGGAGACCAAAUCCCUGCUGUUUCAAGUUCACUUUGGACUCUGAGCUUGUCGAUCCCAUCGGGAAAGAGUGCUCUGCUGUUCUGUGUUCAGCUACCACGAUGCUGAUUCUGUUUCACUGCUGAUCUGUAAUACGUUUUGCUUUCCUUGUAAAAAGAACAGAAGAAAUGGUUUGCUUUUCACCCUGUGACCGUUCCUAUGCUGUCUACUGCUUGCUUUUGCAUUUUCACUGUAUUUCACUGUUUCUCCUUUCUGCAAAAUGGUGCUAUUUGCUGACUGAUGCUCCUGUUUCCUGACUGCUUCGCACACUGAUCACCUGCUUCUUCAUUCGCAACGCAGCCACUGUGUAUGGCUCCCAUCAAUUCCACAACCUCUUGCCUCUUGGAGGCAGAUAAGAAGUGUCUAAUUAAUCUUUUGUGGCCUGGGUUUGGUUGCAUAUCACCAACGUGUCUCUUGUAACGUGUUAAGCACACACACCUCCCUCGUGGUGCUCUUUUCUUUCCAUUCUUGCUGUUCUGAUGAGAGUGACACACACAGACACACACACACACACACGGAUUAAUGUAUAGCCAAUGGAUUGUGAUGUGCUUGUGAUCUUUGCUUGCUCAAAGGGUCUUUUUUUUCCAAUGAUAAAUAAAUGCUAAAGACGAAUAA
Molecule: messenger RNA, 5193 nt
Organism: Strigops habroptila (Kakapo)
Lineage: Eukaryota; Metazoa; Chordata; Aves; Psittaciformes; Psittacidae
Gene: MAP6
Product: microtubule associated protein 6
Exons: 3
Coding region: 144-1274 (376 amino acids)
Biological process (GO): positive regulation of axonogenesis; cytoskeleton-dependent intracellular transport; dendrite morphogenesis
Cellular component (GO): Golgi-associated vesicle; dendrite; microtubule
Molecular function (GO): calmodulin binding; microtubule binding
Source: RefSeq, a predicted model, not a curated record